ACAUUUCAGGUCUUACAGAGGGGUACCUCCCACAUUUUAGCUGAUCUGAAAAUGCCAGCAAGAAGCUCGAUAAAGAUCAACUCCUGCAGAAACCAUCACCACCAUGAAGACCGCUCUUAUUCUGCUCAGCCUUUUGGGAAUCGCCUGCGCUUUCUCAGUGAAAAACCUCCAUCGCAGAGCAAAAGUAGAGGAGUCUGAAGAAAAUGCGGUCUUCAAGCACAGGCCUCGAUAUUACAUCUACAAAUACGCCCACCUCUACCCCCCUCAGAAACGGAUUCUGUCCCAGAGCAACAGUGACUCAUCUGAGGAAGGUGGCGACGGUGAUAGUUCAGACGAAGAGGAGGAAGAGGAAACAUCCAAUGAAGAAAACGAAGAGAAUGAAGAGGAGAAUGAAAAUUCUGAAGGAGAAAAUGGCGAAGAGUCCACCACAGUGUCUGCUAUCACUCCUUUGUAUGGAGAAGAGACAACACCAGGAAGAGGGGACACUGGUUUAGGAGCAAUCAAGGUCCCCAAAAAGGGUGAAACUCGUAAAAGUACUAAAAAGGAGGAGAGUGACGAAGAGGAGGAAGAGGAGGAGGAAGAGAAUGAAAAUGAAGAGAGUGAAGCAGAAGUAGAGGAAAAUGAGCAAGGCAUUAAUGGUACCAGCACCAACAGUACUGAAGACAAUGGCAAUGACGGUGGAGAAAAUGGGGGUGAGGCAGCUGAAGGGGAAGAAGAAAGCGUCACUGAAGCCAACGAAGAGGAAAAUGGUGGCGAAGAGACCACUACAUUUGUAGAUAGCAUCCAAGGGGCAACGACCCCCUCUAAUGGGGCAUAUGAGGUCACCACCCCACCCACCACCAGCAAUGGAUAUGAAGAAACAGUCACCAACGAAUACGAUAGCGGGUAUGAAGUUUAUGAAAACGAGAACGCAGAACCACGUGGGGACAAUUUCCGAACAUACGAAGACGAAUACAGCUACUACAAAGGCCGUGGCUAUGACGGCUACGAUGGCCGAGAUUACUACAACAACCAGUGAAGAGCACGACACCAAUCAAUGUAAUAAUGACAGUGGUUUGCAAGGAAAUUGUUUUUGAAGUUCAACUCAGGAAGGUGCAGUACACUCGGUAGCAUAGAAUGGUGCUGCCUCUCCAAAGCAUCCCUCCCUCAAGUAGGUAGAGACUUGCUAAUGUCCACCCCAAAUGACUUUAUGGAAAAUCUUGGUGUUUGGGGCCAUUUCAGAGGGAGUUUUGGGGCUGCAGCACCAUACGUUUUUCAUAAGUGGCAUUGCUAACUGCUAGAAUGUGCUUCUGGUUAAGGUCAUGCUUUUGACAUUACAAACACUGACACAAUCAACGUGCAGCAUUUAAUCACAGUGCCUGCCAGGUCUACUUAUUAUCAAGUGGUUUUAAUGUGCAACCUACAAUACCAAUCUACUCGUUGUUUAUAUUAAAAAUAAAAUGC
This is a messenger RNA of Tachyglossus aculeatus (Australian echidna), 1443 nucleotides long. RefSeq names its product integrin binding sialoprotein (gene IBSP). NCBI's taxonomy places the organism in Eukaryota, Metazoa, Chordata, Mammalia, Monotremata, Tachyglossidae. Gene Ontology annotation, cellular component: extracellular region. Bases 104 to 1018 code for a protein of 304 amino acids. The transcript has 7 exons. Gene Ontology annotation, biological process: cell adhesion; extracellular matrix organization; bone mineralization. The record is from RefSeq and is a predicted model, not a curated record.